UUGUGGUGAAAUACACGUAAAAUGAUAGAAAAUUGAAAAUAUAAAUAUAUACAAUUUGAAUUAUCUGUAAUGUUUAAACGCAAAGCUGAAAUUUCAGAAGCAGACAACGAAAUGGCGACGACAGCAUCAAAAACAAGUGCCACAACUCCCGUGCAGGGGGACUUUAUCAUUGGCAAGGAAGAACCCCUCAAGGACUACAUCAAGCUGAUCGAGACCCGCGUAACAAUAGAUCAAAUAGUCGACGAUGAGGUCACCAAAGAUAACUUCAAUAGAAUCGCAAGUGCGGCACGUGACGUCAUCUGGCAAUUGUUGUUCAGCGACGAGACGCCCGACGCUGAGUCACAGAAAAAAGCUGGCGAGUUGCUCGAAGAACUGAAAAGUGACGUAAGCUUCUAUGGGCCCUGGACCUACAACGAGUGGAUAGUCAAGGUGCGCGACGAGCUGCUGAAAAGACAACUCCUCGACUUCUGGCGCGACACUAUUGUGCGCAAGCAGUUGGGUCCCUGCUGGUCCCGCGACUCGGAUCUGUUUGACUGCGACGAUGAGCCACCGCUGGAGUUCUAUGCGCAUGCCGGUUGCGUGGCGCCCUUUGCAGCCAGCCUGAAGGUGCGAGCUGCAGAGAAGGCGGCAACAAGCGGCGACGAGGAGGCCAGCAAUCAGAUCGAGCGUAACUCAAAUAAUGCGACAGCCUUGACGGGCGACUUUGAGGCGCACAUAAGUAAGACGGAGCCGCUCAUCGACUAUCGCGACCUGAUGAAACGCUAUGUGCUGACCACUGUCAUUGUGCCGGAUGAGAUACACAAGAAGAAUGUCGAAAAGAUUGGCCAGGCAGCGCGCAAUGUCGUUUGGCAGCUGCUCUUCGAGGGCACGCCCACGGAUGUUGAGUACCAGAAGGCCGCCGAGCUGCUGCAGGAGUACAAAAGCGAUGCUGGCUUCUAUGGUCCAUGGGAAUACAACGAUUGGAUUGUCAAGCUGCGCGAUGAGCUGCUGCAGCGCAACAUGCUUACCUUCUGGGGUGAUAUGAUUGUCAAAAGGGAGCUUGGUCCGUGCUGCUCCCGAGAUUCAGAUUUCUUUGAUGGCGAUGAUUCCGUGCCCGUGGAGUUCUACAACAAGGCGGGUUUCAAGGCGCCCUUCAACAUGCCGCGCAAGUAAUGCGAAUGCAAUCUCUAUUGGUAACUUUUCAUUUUAGAAAACAUUUCCAAAUUGUAAUAACUAUUAGGCUGAUGCCAAUUCUCAUGAGUGUAGCUUAUGCAGCAAUUGCAUUUUAUAAAUUGUUAAGCUGUUCUUUUGAAUAAACCGGCAAUUCAAAUAUUA
This is a messenger RNA of Drosophila novamexicana, 1314 nucleotides long. RefSeq lists its product as uncharacterized. The record is from RefSeq and is a predicted model, not a curated record. Bases 70 to 1152 code for a protein of 360 amino acids. NCBI's taxonomy places the organism in Eukaryota, Metazoa, Arthropoda, Insecta, Diptera, Drosophilidae. The transcript has 2 exons.